CCGAUGAGACAGAUCAUCGGGUUUGACUCAGAUUCAAAUUGCGAAUCAGAGGUUGAGCCUACCAUGUCAGAUGAGGAGGAGGAUUCGGAGCAGGCCGAGAUCGAUGCCCGUUUAGACGAGUGGGGGGAUGUGAUCAGUACGAUUUUCAACACUGACAUGGAGGAAUCGGAGUUGGGUUCAGAAUCACCACAGAGAGAAGAACCAGCCAAUGUAGAUCUUCCGGAUCAAAAUAUCGUACGGCUUUUUGAUGAUUCGGCCUCAGAGUUGGAGUCGACGCGAGGAGAAGAAGACCUAGACAGUGCUUAUUUAUCACUGCUUGCUCUUGAGCUUCGGAGACUCACAUUCGCUCUUCGGAGUGAUGAUGACGUACCUAUAAGUGGAAGCCGACGGGCGGCUUGUAAGUUGGUAGUUGAGCGCCUCCCUUCGGUCCUUCUCGUGGCUGAGGAUCGUGGGGAGGCGGACGACGACAUGCUUUGCGUGGUCUGCGACGACGAGAUUUCUUUAGGCGAAUGGGCGACGCUGCUGCCGUGUUCUCAUUAUUACCACGGGGAGUGCAUCUUGCCGUGGCUUAAGAUUCGGAACACAUGCCCGAUGUGUCGCUAUGAGCUGCCCACAGAUGCUGAUUAUGCUAAUGACUAUUUUGACUUGUUUUCCAGCGUUUAAUUGUCCGUGACAGCCAGAGGUGAUUAUCUCAUGCCCUCACUCUGAGAGUCAUCAGAGGGAAGAAAGGUUCACUUGCCGGAAAAAAAUGGCGAUAAAGGUUUGCAAUGUAGUUAUUUGGGAAUUGGAUUCUAAAGAUACUUAAAUGCUUUUGUUCAUACAUACUCCAUAAAUGCAUGCAUUCGUACAUCUUUUCUCGAUUCAGAAUGAUUAGCAUGUAUAUUACUGUAAAAAAUUAUAUGUUCUGUUACUGUGAAGCUAUGUGUUCUGUUAUUGGAAAGUUAUAUAUGUUCUCUUAUAUCAAUAUGAAAA
This is a messenger RNA of Ananas comosus (pineapple), 972 nucleotides long. RefSeq names its product E3 ubiquitin-protein ligase CIP8-like. Gene Ontology annotation, biological process: protein ubiquitination. NCBI's taxonomy places the organism in Eukaryota, Viridiplantae, Streptophyta, Magnoliopsida, Poales, Bromeliaceae. The record is from RefSeq and is a predicted model, not a curated record. Bases 4 to 663 code for a protein of 219 amino acids. The transcript has a single exon. Gene Ontology annotation, cellular component: cytoplasm. Gene Ontology annotation, molecular function: ubiquitin protein ligase activity.